AGGGGUUAGGUGUUAUGCUCAGGGACACUUCGACUUGAGACAUGGGGCAGCCGGGACUCGAACCACCGACCUUGCGGUUCCCAGCACACCCGCUCUACCCCCCUGCGCCACGACGACGUUAUUUUGUUACCGUACAUUGUUACUGUACAUUGUUACGUACAUUGUCAGAUUAUGUUGUUUUCUUACGUUGUUAAUUGACAACAGUCCCGAUCCUUUUUCUAACCCUUUAGCAAUUUGUUUUGUUGCCCACUCUGAACAAUCAUUGCACGACAUUAACAUUUUGCAUUGUGCCUUUCUGCACACGUGAAGUUUUGCUGAAACCUGCGCUGCCACAAUCCUUUCGGGCGACCCAAUGCACCGAUUGCGGCAACUCCAUUCAAAUUUUCUCCGGAAAAUGUGCUGUUGUUAAUGUUAGUUUGACCAGAGCAAUAGGGAGGUGCCUGAAAUGAACCAAACCUUAACCUGGAGGUUUUAGACCAACAACUGUGCCUAUGAUGAGUGAUACGGUCCAUUUUGAAAGUCACCAGUCAACAGGCUAUCUAACAGGCUAUAUUAUCUCAUGUGAGCUUGUUGCAUUUUCAUUAUGUCUAUCGGUUCGCCUGUUGUGGAAUUAUUCUUAUUUUACUUAUUCAGCAUGAAUUUACAAGUUAUUUUAUGAUGAUUAUGUGUAAAAGUGUCUGCUAGAUUAUGUCUCUAAAGGAAUUUGGGUUGCAACCUCACAAAUUAUGUGCAAUAUGGAAUCUCGUGAGUCUGGGCUGUGUUCGGACUGGUUCAGAUCAGCAAGUCUAUAACAGCUGUGACAACUUUGUUUUUAUGACUGCAGAAUUAACUUUAUUCUACGUGAAUGACUGUAGUAUACUCACUUCAGCUUGAAGCUCCACUUGAACGAUCCGUUUGAUGUCUCAUCCUGAAAGCUUUGAAUGUGAGUAAACAUCAGCGCAGCAUUGGAGAGUUGGAGAGAGCUGAUUAAAGUUAAUUCCAGUUGCAGAGUUGAGUUUAUUCUUAUGGGCUGGCAGAAACCUUGUCAUAUAAGAACAUGUUUAAGGUGCAACAUAUCAAACGUUGACUCACAUUCACAUCUCAUUUGCUUAUAUUAAAAAACAUGGUCUUGUAUUUUGGUUUCCCACUGAACAUUUUACAUGCUUUAACUUAAGCCAAGUCUGCUCCGGUUGGUCGCUCUGCUUGGUGCCUGCGUAGCGGUGACGUCACAGCCCUGGCGGCUCGUUUAAAGGCGCAGUUCCUCGAAACAGGUUGUGUGUAUUUCUCUCUGUAUUUUCUCUGUUUUUCCUCUCUGUAUGUGAAUGUUUUUAGGGCGUAGGGCGCUGCUAGGGAGGACUUGUAGAGAAGGUCUUCAACCUGGGUUAACCAUUCCAUCUUAUUUCAGGCGGUUGUGCAAAAAGAAAAAAACAUUCCAAAAACCUAGUGACUUCGAGACGAGGUCAUCUGUGCAAUCUGAAAUGCAAUCUGCUGACUCAUUUCUGCAAGCAGGAGAGCAGCGAUAGAAGUUUCUAGAGAGGACGCCCUGGCUUCGCUCAAACUCCGGAGCAGCCAUGUGAAAGCAUAGGAAUAAAAGUACAAUAUGUGCAGUGCUGUUUGAUUAGCACGGGCGGGACCUACACACCCACACACACAAUUAUGUAAUUUGUGCUCGCCGAUUUUGACAUUCAUUCGUUGGCUUCACUUCUUGCACCCGGUGCUUGCUGUUUGGGUAUUAUUAGCGAUUUAACUUGAACCGCAGCAGACCUGUUUGUUGGUAAGGCUCAUUGUAAUCCUAUAGUUUGAAUGUUGUGCUCAUAAUGCAGUUGUUUCAUUACCGUCUAGUUUCUCCAUGUGGGCAGAUGGUGUGAAAUAAACUGUUUGCGAAAGGUUUCAGUGAAUUUAUGCAAACUAGACCCAUAUAACCUGAGAGUCUGGUGUUUCAGAUGGAGACAAAAGGACACGUCACUGCUGUGCAACAGCGUGGGAUGGAAUGUCACCUGCUUUGUAACGCACACACACGGGGAGAGAGAGGGUGUGUGUGUGAGAUAGAGAGAGAGAGAGAGAGAGAAAGAGAGGAGAUGUGUGACCUAACACACUGUGAUUCAUACUGUGAAAUUAAUCUUUUAUUUAGAUAGAUAGAGAUAAAAUAAAAUAAUACAUAAAUCAUAUUUUGAAAUGUCUUAAAGAGAAACAAAUAUUCUAAAUUUGAAUGAUUACGUCAAAUAUAUUAUACCUGUGAUGACAAGUUAGUUAGCCCUUAAUGUCCUCACUGAGAAAAAUGUAGUAGAAAAAAUAUUUUUUGCAUUAUCUUUUAGCUCAACAAAGUAAUAGAGAUGGCUUAAUUAGGUUAAGGUCAAUACACUUUUCAAUAAGAUAUAAUGACUCAAAAUGUGCUCUACCAAACGCAGAGAGUUAAAGGAUGAUGUGGAGAAAUAAGAUCCUUUAUUUAGCAUUCAUAUGUUGUAUGUUCAGUAACAAGGAAAUUCAAAUGAAAAUCAAGAAAAACAAACACUUAAACAGAAGAAAAUAACAAUAUAAACACUAAAAGAAGAUUGUUUGGACUAAUUAAAUAUGGAGAUGUUUAUCACAUAUUUUACUGGAGAAAUUCACAGUGAGUGCUGAUGAAAAUGACUAGAAUAAAAAAAUCAGGAGAUGAUAUUCCAAUGCUCAAAAAAAGGGGCGUCCUAAAACACAAACAUUUCAGCAUUUUUGUAAUUCUGCUUCUUUUGUCUCGAAUUCAAUGUCUGUUUUGUUAGAAUUCAAUCAUUCCUCAUCAUACUGUGUUUUGCAUCAUAUUUGGUUAAUACAAAAAUAUUUAUAAGCUCAAUGAGAGGACUAAACUUAUAGACCUCCUUUAGCUUUGUAGCCCAACGUUAGCCUCCUACUCCUGCUGAUUGCGUUGGAUUCUCAGAAAUCACAGUGGUGUUCAUUAUCCUGCUGAUCAAAAUAUGUAGGUAUCAUAAACAUGUGUUUGCCAAAGAGAUUCCUUUCUGUAAUCACCCAAAUCUAACCUAAGCUAACCUGCUGCUGCCUGCUAAAUCCGCUGAUCGUGCAGGAAUUAUUAUCAUCAUUUGAACUGAAACCUAAAAAUAGAACGGGAUAUGAUUUAAAUAGAGCAACGUAUACAUCUGGACGGAAGCACUUAGAAGUCCGACAAGGCUCCUACUUUGUCAUCACGUGGUCUCGUCAUCAGACAUAAGACACUGCACAGAUAUUACCACACACACCGUCCCACCUCUCACACACACACACACACACACACACACACACACACACACACACACAUACACACUGGGUGAGGUCUGGGCGUGACUGCCUCCACCAGGAAUGCAGUAGUGUGUGUUUUGAACUCAGCAUGCUGUACUCUCACCCAGGCAGAUGUGUCAGUUUCUCUGUACAUUCCUUGAGGCAGACAGGCAGAGAAACUGAUCAGUUUACAGAGACACACUGACGGGGACGAGGGAGGAAGGAGAACACAGGAGUCAAGAGCAGGUGCUGUCCGGAUGGAUGAAACCAAUGACAGAGGAUUUGGAUUAUUUUGGACACAGAAAACAAGCCCUUGAGGAAAAGCCCUGACUUGACUGGCCCUGUGGGGCCUCGACGUCCGCUGGAGUUUGUAUUUACUCACUUUCUCAUUUAACAAACUAGGGAUUAAGAUUGCAGGCUCUGAUUGUAAAUACAACUAUGACUCUGCUCCGGCUCUUCUGAAAGUGCCAACUCUGGAUCUUUGGAGUCAAAUUUUUCCUUCUCUGGAUUAUGUAAAGUAUGUCAGAAACACUUUAAGAGAAGAAGUAUAAGACGUCAGAGCGAAUGAUCUCCCCUGCAGAUGUUCAUCUGACGCCUGACCGCUGCUUCUGCACACACUGCAACACACACUGCUGAGGCCCAGCAUGGCAUCGCAUCACGUCGCAUAGGAGUGCUUGAGAGAGUCAGUACUUCUGGUCAAGUCCCUGCUGAAACCAUGGGGUCCCGUGUGAAGCAACCCAAGGAGAGUGGCCUGUCCUCUCUGUUUUCUUGCUGCUUCAAUCGGAGCGACCCACCGGAAAUCACCCACUGUCAGGACAGCACCACCCCCACGGCUGUGCUGGAGCCCAACCUGCCCAUGCCCCCCGUUCAGGAGCUGGACACCAAGUUCACCGAGCUGGUGGAUGAACUGGACCUUACAGAGGACAACAGAGCGGCCAUGUUUGCUUUGCCAGCAGAGAAAAAAUGGCGGAUCUACUGUAGUAAGAAAUUGGAGGCAGAGGAGAAUAAAGGAGCAUCCAGAUGGCCAGAGUAUUACAUUGACCAGCUGAGGUCCAUGGCUGCUAGGAAGACUCUGCUGGGACCAGAGGACGAGGAGGAGCAGGGAAGACAUCAAAUCAUAGAUGGCCUGAAGACAGCGCUGAGGACACAGCCGAUGAGGUUUGUGACACAGUUCAUUGACUUGGAUGGCCUGUCUUGCAUCCUGAAUUUCCUCAAGUCAAUGGACUAUGAGACCACCAACUCUCAGGUCCACACGUCUCUGAUCGGCUGCAUCAAAGCUCUGAUGAACAACUCGCAGGGCCGAGCUCAUGUGCUGGGACACUGUGAGAGCAUCAAUAUCAUCGCACAAAGUCUAACCACUGAGAGCAUCAAAACCAAGGUUGCCGUGUUGGAGAUCCUCGGCGCCGUGUGUUUGGUGCCGGGGGGACACAAGAAAGUUCUGGAAGCCAUGCUGCACUACCAGACCUUCGCCUCAGAGAGAACUCGCUUUCAGACCCUGAUGAUGGACAUGGACAGAUCCACAGGCCGCUACAAAGAUGAGGUCAACCUGAAGACUGCCGUCAUGUCCUUCAUCAACGCCGUGCUGAGCCAGGGAGCAGGAGAGACCAGCCUGGAGUUCCGCAUCCAUCUGCGUUAUGAGUUCCUGAUGCUGGGCAUUCAGCCGGUCAUUGACAAACUGUAUUCCAAUGAAAACGCUACCCUGAACAGACAUCUGGACUUCUUUGAGAUGUUGAGGAAUGAAGAUGAGCUUCAGAUGUCCAAACGGUUCGAUGCUGUCCAUAUAGAAACUAAAAGCGCCAGCCAGAUGUUUGAGCUGAUCAGGAAGAGACUGAACCACACUGAAGCUUACCCUCACCUCCUGUCUGCACUGCAGCACUGCCUCAUGAUGCCAUCUAAGCAAAGCAGCACCACUCACCACUACUGGACGCUGUUGGAUCGAAUUAUUCAGCAGCUGGUUCUGCAGACGGACAAGGGGGAGGACCCUGAUGUCGCUCCGCUGGAGGACUUCAAUGUCAAAAAUAUUGUACGCAUGCUUGUCAAAGAGAGUGAGGUCAAAGAAUGGAAAGAACAAGCUGAUAAAACGAGGAAAGAGCAUCACAACCUGCAGCAGCGUCUGGAGAAGAAAGAGAGGGAGUGCGAGGCCAAGAACAAGGAGAAAGAGGACAUGAUGGCCAUGCUGAACAAACUGAAGGACAAGCUGGAGCGAGAGAGCAACGACCACAAGCAGGCCCAGCAGCGCGUGGCAGAGCUGUCUGCUCUGCUGCAGCCCGGCUCUACGUCUGGUGUUCCUGGAGGACCUCCCGUGUCUUCUGCUGGUUCAGUCCCUUCUGGUCCCAUGCCGGCCAGCCCUGCUCCUUCUCCUCCUCCCCCCCCACCACCUCCUCCUCCAGGAGGCCCGCCGGCUUUCGGCAUGGCCCCAUUGGCCCCGCCUCCUCCUCCUGGAGCUCUAUUGGGAACUGUCCAGGAGAGGAAGAAUAUUCCUCAGCCAUCCAACCCUCUAAAAUCCUUCAACUGGAGCAAACUGCCUGAGAACAAGACAGAAGGAACCAUAUGGAGGGAGAUUGAUGACCUCAAGGUGUUUAAAGUUCUGGAUCUAGAGGAGCUGCAGAGGACCUUCUCAGCUUACCAGAAACCACAGCAGAAGGAUGCUGGGGAGGAGCCGGCCGCUGUGAAGAAGGUCAAGGAGCUGUCAGUGAUCGACGGUCGCCGAGCACAGAACUGCAACAUCCUGCUGUCACGGCUGAGACUGACCAAUGAGGAGAUCCGCCACGCCGUCCUGACCAUGGAUGAACAGGAGGACCUACCCAAAGACAUGCUGGAGCAGCUUCUGAAGUUUGUUCCUGAGAAGAGCGACAUGGAGCUGUUGGGAGAACACAAGCACGAGCUGGAUCGUAUGGCCAGAGCAGACCGCUUCCUGUAUGAAAUGAGCAGCAUCAACCACUAUCAACAGAGACUCCACUCUCUUUACUUCAAGAAGAAGUUUGCUGAAAGGGUGGCUGAUAUCAAACCUAAAAUCAAAGCUCUAAGUCUAGCGUCCAGAGAGGUGGUGCAGAGCGGGACUCUGCGCCAGCUCCUGGAGGUGGUGCUGGCCUUCGGGAACUACAUGAACAAAGGACAGCGGGGGAACGCCUACGGAUUUAAAGUGUCCAGCCUCAACAAGAUAGCUGACACCAAGUCGAGCACAGACAAAAACGUCUCUUUGCUUCACUACAUGAUCACUGUACUGGAGAAGAAGUACCCGAAGGUGGUGGCGUUCAGUGAAGAGCUGCCGAAUGUUCCAGAAGCUGCCAAAGUCAAUAUGACGGAGUUGGAGAAGGACUUUGGCAAUCUCAGAUCUGGCCUGAACAGCGUUGAAGCGGAGCUGCAGUACCAGCGCGGUCAGUCCCCCCAGGGUCCCGAUGACAAGUUUGUCCCCGUGGUGGGUCAGUUCCUCACGGUGGCCUCCUUCAGCUUCUCGGAUGUAGAGGAGUCGCUCAGUGAGGCCAGAGAAGUGCUUGUGAAGGCACUGAAACACUUUGGAGAAGACUCAUCCAACCUGCAGCCGGAUUCCUUCUUUGGGAUCUUCGACAGUUUCCUUGCAGCUUUCUCAGAGGCCGAACAGGACAACAUAAGGAUGGCCCGACGCAAGGAGGAGGAGGAGAAGCGGGCACUCGUGGAGGCACAGCUGAAGAGAGACCGGGAGCAGAAGUCGAAGAAGACCAAACCAAACGAGGAAGAGGGGGGCGGUGAGUUCGAUGACUUGGUGUCCGCUCUGCGCUCCGGAGAGGUGUUCGAAAUGGACAUGUCCAAGAUGAACCGCAGGAAACAACGGAGACACAACUUGUUUGACGGCAGCCGUGAGAGAUCCGUGACAGAAGUGUCCCAGCAGGAGGAGUCGGUUUGACUGUGGAGCUGUCUGGAACUAUGCUCUGUAACAGUAUAUCCCAAUAUAUGGACCUGAAGCAAAGAAUAACAAAAAUACACAUGAUCUCUGAUAAUGUGAGUUAUUAUAGUCAUAUAAUUAUAUCCUUGCCCAAGUUUGCACAGCUCUCACUUGUAAGUUCCUUUGGAAUUGUUAACUUAGUAGAGUCAGGACCUUUUUUCUGUCGUAAUAUGGAUGUUUUAGUUCAGGGUCGAUGGAUAGGUCAAACAAACAGAACUUUCACCGACGUUUCUUUGCAACCAAAAAUGAAUGUUGAGAUUAUGCUGUCUUGUUUUGCAGCAUUAGUCUACUCGGGCUGUUAUCUGUUUACACUCGUUAGGUUGUUACAUUACGUUGUUUCAUUGCGUUACAAACCAUGAUCUUUUUUUUUCUAACCAUUACCAAAUAAUUUGAUUGCCUAAAGCUAAGCCAGCGUUUAACAUUGCAAGCAUGAUACCCGGCUGAAAUUAAACAUAUUCAUGAAACCAAGAUCCGUUCUGAGGACUAUGCAGGUUCUGUGUAUGACACUCAGAACCACUAGAUGUUGCAUUCGAAACCAGCUUCUCUCGGACCAAAAUAAAUGGAUGCAUCAGUGGUUAGAAUGUUGAUUUUCACUGUAUGGAGUUAUUUUAGUAACAUUAAUGUUACAUUAAGUUUAACACUUCGAACGUCACUCUCUGUCCAAACGUGGCUUUAACUUGCUUCUUGCAUCUCCAGAGGAAAGUUUUAAAUCCCUGAAAGCGUUGGUCGAGGACGUCUGUAACGCGUUCAACUACAUAUCUUUUGUAGGGUAAAUUCCAAUGUGUCCUGAUGCUCACAUAAAACAAAGUACCAAAAAAAUA
Messenger RNA from Gasterosteus aculeatus aculeatus (three-spined stickleback), 7968 nucleotides. The record is from RefSeq and is a predicted model, not a curated record. Lineage: Eukaryota; Metazoa; Chordata; Actinopteri; Perciformes; Gasterosteidae.